This is a messenger RNA of Haemonchus placei, 543 nucleotides long. The record is from the annotation of a GenBank genome assembly. NCBI's taxonomy places the organism in Eukaryota, Metazoa, Nematoda, Chromadorea, Rhabditida, Trichostrongylidae.
AUGGUCCCAUCCACAAAUGCGGCCUAUGUGAAGUUGAUUGUGUCAUGCCUCGAUUAUGAGUUCGAUCAUUGCUACCUCUCAAAGGUCAUACUUCAAAAAGCACUGACAUCUACAUGUGAGACUGCUAGACGUUGGUGUACACGAUUCCUCUCCACACUGGCCUACCGGCGUCUUCCAAACUUUUCCGAUUGGGGAUUUCGUCUCCUACUAGGGCAGCUAGGAGACCAGUCUGUGAAAGUCAUUCGUCAUGCUAUCCGAGUCUUGCACACUUGGUUACCUGUUUAUCAAGAUGCUGCCCGAUGGCUAAGGACGGCCCAGUUGGACAGUUUUGGCGAAGCUGGCACUUUGCUCAAGGUACACAUAUACGCAGAUAGCCAGUUAUGUGUACUGGAUGAAGAAGGAACUCGUGAAGCCAUAACCCUGUGGAUGGAGUCAUUCAAUGAGAGGUACGUCGAAGUAAUAGACGACGAGAUGAGGGACUCGCUUCUGACCGUACGCCGAACUAUCAGUGGCACUUUUUCACGGACGAGUGGUGAACGGUGA